UUUUUGGUCACAAAGAAGUGGAGGAUUGAGAUAAUGGCCGAAGAGGUGGACGAAGACAAUGGCAUCUCAUUUGUGACGGCAAUUGAGAGACGAUAUGUGGAGACGUGUCUUAUCGACAAAGAAGUACUGACUUUACCGCAAAUGUAUGGCAACGACCGCACCAUUGAAUUGAUUGGUUUGGAGAAGCGUUUGAAUGCAUUGAUUGAAGCGGACGUCUCAAGAAUGAACAUCACUUGCUGUGGAAGUGAUUGCCAUUCACUCAUACAGGCCUUGAGACACACAAAGACUCUCAUUUUGUCCAACAAUCUGCUCACCGAUUGGCCAGAAGUGGCCAAAAUUGUGGCAAAUAUUGAGUGUUUAACUGAUUUAGUCUUAAUACCGAAGAGUGAAGAACUGGAUUUGCACUCAUUUAAGGCCAUUAAGACACUAGUCAUUGAUAAUAUGGAUUACGACUGGAAUGACAUCUUAUGGUGCGCUCAGAUGUGGCCAAAUAUCGAGAGACUUGACGUUUGGGGCAAUCGUGUGACUGAACUGAAGAGUCCGCAUUAUCGAGGAAUGGCAUCACGUCUGUGGCCAAACAUCGAGAGACUUGACGUUUGGGGCAAUCGUGUGACUGAACUGAAGAGUCCGCAUGUGUUCACACAACUCAUUCAUCUGAGUCUUUGCAAUAACAGUAUCGAGGAAUGGCAUCACGUCUGUCGACUCGCAACUCUUCCCAAUUUAAAGACUCUAAACGUUUCCGAUUGUAAACUAAAUUCAAUACAUUUCGACGAUUCGGAUGCGAAACAGAAGACCAAACUAUUCCCUCGAUUGGAGUUCCUAUCGAUUGGUAAUAAUAAUCUGAAGACAUGGAGAGAUGUCUCAGAACUGAAUAAACUCCAAAAACUGGAUCAGCUCUUCAUUAAGAAUAAUCCGAUAUCAGAAAUGAUGAGAAGAGACGCAGAAAUUGCAUAUUUGAGAAAAACAAAUAAAAUCUAUGAAACGGCUAAGAGUUUGGGAGACGAGAAAUUGCAUGAAUUUAUUAAUGAAAAUCCCACAUUUGAGAGCAUUUUAUUAAAGUUUGGCAAACCUUUUGGUUCGGAAAGCAUUUCCAAAGCAGAGAUUGAGAAAAAGAAGUUCUUAACCAUUAAACUAAGGAAUCCUUUCGAUAAUGAGAAGUGUGUGGAGAAGAAAAUACCCGCCUCGAUUUCAAUCAUAAAUUUGAAAACAAUUGUUCGGAAACUCUUUGAAAUUGAUUACAAUUAUGACAUCAACUUAUUGUGGACUUCAAAGGAUUUUGAGUGUCCUUUGGAUAAGGAAUCGCAAAAUUUAAACUUCUAUUCCAUUGAAAAUGGAGACACGAUUUUAGUCAAUAUUCAAUAA
Molecule: messenger RNA, 1362 nt
Organism: Medioppia subpectinata
Lineage: Eukaryota; Metazoa; Arthropoda; Arachnida; Sarcoptiformes; Oppiidae
Source: the annotation of a GenBank genome assembly